Fusarium venenatum is the source of this 2148-nucleotide messenger RNA. RefSeq lists its product as uncharacterized. Lineage: Eukaryota; Fungi; Ascomycota; Sordariomycetes; Hypocreales; Nectriaceae. The record is from RefSeq and is a predicted model, not a curated record. Gene Ontology annotation, biological process: protein processing. Gene Ontology annotation, cellular component: plasma membrane. Gene Ontology annotation, molecular function: metalloendopeptidase activity.
AUGGCACCCAAUCCAGCCAGCAAUCUCUGCACAUCCACAGCAUGUCUUCAACUCGCCGCAGACAUGAAGCAAAGCAUGGCAUUGAACUACACCAGAAUUGAUCCAUGUGAAGACUUUGAACAGUAUGCCUGUGGCAACUGGGCUGAAUAUCACGACAUCCCUCAAGGUGCAGAAUCUAUCUACGGCAUAUCAGCUUCCCAAGAACAAACAUACAUACUCGCGAGAGAAAUCCUUGAAGACCCGUAUCCUACAGGUGAAGAUGCUGGCUAUAUCACUGUCAACUUGACCAAGGAGCAGACCAAGGCGGAUAAAAGGAAUCUUGCCAAGAUCCAAGAAGCUUAUCAGGUCUGUCAGAAUUACACUGCUCUUGAGGAAGAAGGCCUCGAUAUCCUGUCAGGAAUCGUCAAAACGAUCGUAGAGUUAUACCCUGCUGAUGCGUACAACACGACCACGGAUUCUUCUGCUUUUACAGAAACGUUAGCGACCUUCGAAAGCUUCGGGGUUGGAACUUUUCAACAGAUGUUUAUCUCACAGAAUGAGUACGACCCGGAAGAGGUUGUUCUGGGAAUAUCCCCACCUCUAUUCCAGGGAUUGCGAUUGCCGGAUACAAAAGAAGACGAGGCAGAGUUGGUGGAAAUAACCUCUGCCCUGCUCAGUGCGACGUACCCUUCUCAACUGAGCAACGUAACUGCAAUCGAACUUGCAGAAUCUCUUUAUUCACUUCAAAUGAAGCUCGUACUGGCUUGGGCAUGGAGCCUGAAAAACGAAGUUUCUGAUAUCGUUCCAGCAGGGAAUUUAAAGAAGCUGGCUCCCACCUUUGACUAUGAGGGUGUGAUUAAGCACCUUGCCCCCAAGAACUGGAAAGGGACAGUCAGCACUCGUUACCCCUCAUACUUCAAGAACAUGUCUGAAAUCAUCUCUCAAACCCCAACUGAGACAGUCCAGGCGUACUUUGUAUGGAAGAUGAUAUCUUCUGUGUCAUCUUAUAUCGAGCAUGACUUGACCAACAAAUACAACGACUUUCAAUACAAACUUGAAGGAAAGGAUCCAGAAAGCCUCAGACCUCGCUGGAAUAAAUGCGUUACACUGUUGGAUCAGGGAGUCGACUGGAUUGUCAACAUUCCCAUCGCUGAGGUAGCGGUAGGUCCUCAUGGUCUCACCUGGAUCCUCACUCGCUUUUUUGUGGACAAGAACUUCGGCCCGGAAAAAAUCAAGAUAGCCUCGGAAAUGGUCGACUAUAUCAAGGAGGCCUUCUCGGAUCGAAUCAAGACGCGUGAAUGGGCAACUGACAAUGUCAAGAAAGCUGCCCUUGAGAAGAUCGAGGCUAUGCAAAAGAUGAUUGGACUUCCUACAGACCCCAAUCCUAUGGAUCCCAUCGCUAUCGAGAAAUACUACUCCGACAUCCAAAUCAAGCCAUCUCUUGUUCUGAACGCCCUCGCAUUUGCAAAGUCCAGGAUCGCGAAGCAGUGGAAGAGCCUUGCGGAGCCAUACAGUAGAGGCCAACUCAUCAUGAGCACUCUGAAGACCAACGCAUACUACGCCCAGACGCGGAACGAGAUCGGCCUGCUCGCAGGAUACCUCCAAGCUCCCCUUUUUGACCCGGGGUACCCCGACUACAUCAACUACGGAGGUGCAGGUAGUAUCGUUGGUCAUGAGAUCACACACGGCUUCGAUAGUCAGGGGUACAUGUACGACAAGACGGGAAACAAAACGUCAUGGUGGGACAAGAAGUCGGAAGAAGCCUUUGUGAGACGAACGAAGUGCUUCGUCAAGCAGUACAGCAACUUCACUAUAAAGACAACCGAUGGUACAGCUCUCCCCGUCAACGGAAGCCUGACUCUUCCCGAAAACAUCGCCGAUGCCGGCGGUGUAGUGUCGAGUUUUGCGGCCUGGAAAAAGCAAGACAAGGAUAGAGGAAUGAGCAAAAACCUUCCAGGUUUGGAGAAGUUCUCGCACGAACAAUUGUUCUUUCUAAAAUGGGGUCAAACCUGGUGUUCGAGGAUUCAGCCUAAGUACUCUUUACAGCUGCUUACCACGGACGUACACGCUCCCAGCGCUGCCAGAGCUUUACUGCCUUUGAAGAACUCGGCUGAGUUUAACAAGGCUUUCAGUUGCCAAAAGAAGAGUCCCGUUUGCGAGCUUUGGUGA